AUGGAACCAAGUGGCAUGCGGAUCCCUGGAGAUGCGUCGUCCCAGUACGAGUAUAUGACGCCAAUUGACUCGAGCCAGUUCAAACCGUCCAGAGCCCAGCGUCAGACCCUCAACCGUUUUAACAAAUACGUCGUUGGCGAUUCAUACGGCAAGGAGGCUGCCCGCCUCCACCCCAAGUCGCGUGACCAGGCGAAAAAGCGAGACAACCACUUUGACUUAGUUGAGCGGAUCCAUGAGGCUGAGGAUGCCAAACUCCUAAAGCCCCCAGAGGCUGCGCACAAGCUCGUGGUCACGCUCGAAAAUGAUGACUUUACCGAAGAAAAGUAUACCGUCUACAAAAACUAUCAGCAAGUUGUGCACAAAGAUGACCCCGCGGAGAUAUCCCGGAAAGGCUUCAAGGGCUUUCUCUGCAACUCCCCGCUGAGACGCGAGACGAUGAUAGGCUCAAAUGGACGCGAGCGCCGUCUGGGGUCCUAUCACCAUUGCUACAGAUUGGACGGUAAACUUGUUGCUAUGGGUGUUCUUGACCUGCUGCCAGAUUGUGUAAGCUCCGUCUACUUUCUGUACGACGAAAGCAUUCACAAACUCGCCCCCGGCAAACUUGGUGCGCUCUAUGAGAUUGCUCUGUCACUUGAAGAGGGGUAUGGAUGGUGGUAUCCCGGCUUCUAUAUCCAUAGCUGCCCCAAGAUGCGGUACAAGAUUGAUUACUCGCCACAGUUUAUUCUUGACCCGGUGGCGUUGAAAUGGGACCCCCUAGAUCGAGAGGUACUGGAUCUCCUCGACAAGAGGCCCUUCGUCAGUCUGUCUCAGGAGAGACUAGGUGUUUCUGCUGCCGCAAUUCAAGAUGUCGACCCAAAUGCGAAGAUCAGCGACGUGCCAGAAGACUCAGGAUCUGAUGAUGACGAUGAGGAAGAUGAGGACGAUGGGGAUGAUGAGGAUAAUAUUUGGCUCUUCAGCUCAGAGAUGCCCGGCAUACCAUCUCUCUCAUCUAUUAUCACCCUGGAUAUGGAUCGAAUCCUUCUGAAGAUAACUCCUGAUGGCCCGUUAUAUAAGACGUCAGAUCUAGUGAGCUGGGAGCAACAAACCGUUGAGCAGUGGCCUGGGUUAAGAGCAGGAGUUGCCGAGCUUGUGGCGGCCAUCGGUCCAGACUUGAUGGACCAGAUCUGCUUGGACUUUGUUUCUCGUUAG
Molecule: messenger RNA, 1188 nt
Organism: Ilyonectria robusta
Lineage: Eukaryota; Fungi; Ascomycota; Sordariomycetes; Hypocreales; Nectriaceae
Product: arginine-tRNA-protein transferase
Exons: 2
Coding region: 1-1188 (395 amino acids)
Biological process (GO): protein arginylation
Cellular component (GO): cytoplasm
Molecular function (GO): arginyl-tRNA--protein transferase activity
Source: RefSeq, a predicted model, not a curated record